AUGCUUGAGUCUCGGCUUCUGCAGGAACAGGAGAAGCAGGAACGGGAGGAGCAGGAACGGGAGGAGCAGGAACGGGAGGAGUGCUCGGGUUCCUCGGGUGUAGUUAAGGUCCAGAAACAGCUUGACGAUGCCUGCCUGUCUCUCUCUAUCGCCCUUCUGGACCACCCCCUUAAGGGGGACCUCUUUGAAAGCACCGUGAUCGGAUUCCUCGCCGCCCUCGGGGUGGACCCCGCCAAGCAGAUAUUCCGCGAACCCUACGGAUACACCGGCUAUCUCUCCGGACUGGUCAAGAUGGCACAGAUGUUGGUGGUCGAGCGCGCCGUCCAGAUGGCCGACGACGGUACGGUGGCGCACCCCGCAGACGCCCUGGAUGCCAUGCGCGAGCGAUUCCUGCUCCACGGGGUGUGCGCCCCCUUCGCCUGGAUCACCCGUCUGCGCACGUACGGCAAGAAGGUCCAGAACACCACCACCAGUCAGGGCUACAUCUACUGGAGCGACGACGAGCAGACACUGAGCUACAAGGGGCUGCGCCUGACCAUGGCCGGCUUCCGGCGCUUUGUGCGCGUGGAGGUCGAGCUGGCGCAGGCCGAGCUGGAGGAGCUGUUUCUCGUCCACGACGAGGAGGACCGGGGGGACGUGGUCCCGCACCUCCCCCUGGCAGAGCUGCAGGACGAUCCCACGAACAACCAGCGGGGGUGGAACUUCCUCCAGUACCGGCCGAACCGCUCGGUCCUCCCCGUGGACAGGGAGCGCUGGUUGCUGAACCGCGUGCUAACCAGCAACUGGCUCCGGGAGGAGUUCCUGGACGUGGAGAAGACCGACGCCCAGGUGGUCUGGCGGAUGGCCGCCGUGCAUCGCUACCUUAAGCAGGUAGACCAGUUUCUGCAGCGCCUGCUGUUACUCGUCUAUAUUACCGCCGCCCAGCCGGCGCGCGCAACGGAGCUGCUGAGCCUGAGGCACGUCAACUCGGUCCACGGACGGCAUCGGAAUAUCCUGAUCGAGCACGGGCUGGUUAGCACGGUCACCGCGUACCACAAGGGGUACUCCGUGAGCAACUCCACCAAGAUCAUCCACCGCUAUCUGCCCAAGGCGGUCAGCGAGCUGGUGGUGUACUACCUGUGGCUGGUCCUGCCCUUCGCCCAGUCCGUCGAGCGGCUGGUCUACGGGCGCAAGGGGAAUAAAUCGCCGUUCCUCUGGCCCCGCGGGGAGGGAAGCUGGGACCCGGACCGGCUGCGGACUGUUCUCCAGAGGGAGGCCCAGGAGCAGCUCCAGACCAAGAUAAAUAUUCUCUCCUACCGGCACGCCGCUAUCGCGAUCUCGCGCGUCCACCUGAAAUGUGGCGGGUUCAAGCGCGACUAUGGGAGCAACGAUGCAGUGUUCAACGAGCAGGCCUCCCACGGGUCGUGGAUCGCGGGCACGGUGUACGCGCGCGGGCUGCAGGAGGCCCCCGGCCAUGUGGAGGCGCGCCGGCGCCGGUACCGGGCGAUCAGCCGGGAGUGGCAUGGAUUUCUGGGGUUCGAGGCCUACCUCGGCGCGCGCAAGCGCCCGCUGCGUGACACCGACGGGGCCGGGGAGGGUUCUGGUGGAGGGCGGAAGGGCGUGCGAGAGUAUAUUAGCGUGGAGAUGGAUUAG
Aspergillus tanneri is the source of this 1632-nucleotide messenger RNA. RefSeq lists its product as uncharacterized. Bases 1 to 1632 code for a protein of 543 amino acids. The record is from RefSeq and is a predicted model, not a curated record. The transcript is spliced from 2 exons. Lineage: Eukaryota; Fungi; Ascomycota; Eurotiomycetes; Eurotiales; Aspergillaceae.